CUUUACAUUUUACAAGACUUCCGCUGUCUUACUAGUCUACCAUUCCAGCAAAGAUCCUGGACCAACACUUGAGGAUUUGCCAAGUGUUCGUGUUUAUAGUUUUAUACUUAGUCUAUUACAACACCUGUCGAUUUAUUUCAUGGUAUGAGAGCUAUUUGGAAUUAAGACUACCGUCAAAUAUGACUGGUUCAACAUCAGCACCAUCUGCUGGAUCAGUUACUGGGACUACUGGAGCACAUGCCUCCACUACCACUGCUGGUCUCUCAGCUUCUGGGCACUUUCCACCAGCCUACGCUAAUAUCGGUAUGCAGAAUCCGCCUCCUGUGAAUACUCCAGGUGCUCCAUCGACUGCACCUGCAACGCAACAGCAACAAUCACAGACAACAGCACAGCAACAAGCAUCAGUACAGCCACCAGUUUCAACGCAAUCAAUUUCAUCUGUGUUCAGUGGAAUGAGCCUUGACGGCUCAAGUUACAUGCGUGGAGCUACAGCUCCAAAUACUGGUUCGUUCGCUUUCUCACCUUUCGUACAGCAGCCGCAGUCGCAGCAGUUUCAGCAUCCCUUUUGUGUCUUCGGACGUCCUCCUGCUCAGCAACCACAGCAAGUACAGCAACAGCAACAAUAGCAACAGCCAUGCAUUGUUUUUCAGCCUCCAAAUUUACUUAAUAAUACUCAGAUCAAGACAACCGUACCUUUUAAUGGUGUUGACUUCUACUCCUGGAGCUUUGAGUUUGAACUUCUGGCGCAGUCCGCUGGGCUAUGGCCGUUCUUUACUGGCGAAUUUACGUAUCCUGUCGUGGGAACACAACUGGAGCGGCAGAGUUUCUUGCACGCCUCUCUCGGAGCGUAUACAGUUCUUGUACGGAACUUGUCGCCGAAGGAGCAGCUCGGCGUUUGAUAAUUUCACUCAAGUUUCACACCAGCCGAAACUGCAUGGAAUCAUCUGAAAGGGGUAUACAUGGCAAAAGAUACGAUAAUAGUGAGUAAAAUACUUUCGCAGCUGACAAGUGUGCAGAUGAUGACAAACGAAAACGUCAUGGACUACGUUAACUGCGUCCGUACAUUACGUGACCAACUGGAGAAAAGUGGGGGAUACUUCCCUCGUGAGAUGUAUCUCACGGUACUUCUGGCUGGUCUUGGACCCGAAUGGCGUAAGACGCGCGCCUUCCUGCGCAUGAACCAGUAUCUUUGUUAUUCAACCAGCAUCCGUAGGAUGACGUCAGCAAAUAGCGCUCGUUAUAGGACAGUCGUUUC
Molecule: messenger RNA, 1255 nt
Organism: Closterium sp. NIES-67
Lineage: Eukaryota; Viridiplantae; Streptophyta; Zygnematophyceae; Desmidiales; Closteriaceae
Source: the annotation of a GenBank genome assembly